CCCUUUUAAAGGCGAUCCCAGGCGAACCGUUCGCGUUCCCCCUCUCUGGACUUGCGACUUACACAAGCGGCUUCCCCUUCCACUACUCCUCGCUCCGACAGUUUCGGAGCAGAUGCUCCAACGCCGCGUAUAAAUGCCAGUGCCCCAGCCGGCUGAAAAAUUAUUCUCGUUUGACAAGUCAAAGCAGACGCAUCGAUCGAACCCUCUUCUGUAGCGAUGGCUCGUACCAAGCAGACGGCGCGCAAGUCCACCGGAGGCAAGGCUCCCCGUAAGCAGCUGGCCACCAAGGCUGCUCGCAAGAGCGCUCCGGCAACCGGAGGAGUCAAGAAGCCCCAUCGCUACAGGCCCGGAACCGUCGCUCUUCGUGAGAUCCGUCGUUACCAGAAGAGCACGGAGCUCCUCAUCCGCAAGCUGCCCUUCCAGCGUCUGGUGCGUGAGAUCGCUCAGGACUUCAAGACCGACCUGCGCUUCCAGAGCUCGGCUGUCAUGGCCCUGCAGGAGGCUAGCGAGGCCUACCUCGUCGGACUCUUUGAAGACACCAACCUCUGCGCGAUCCACGCCAAGCGCGUCACCAUCAUGCCCAAGGACAUUCAGCUGGCCAGGCGCAUCCGCGGAGAGCGUGCUUAAAUUUUAGCCACUCUUUUUCUCAAACCAAUCGGCCCUUUUCAGGGCCACGACAAUUUUUCAAACGUUGGAAUCAAUUAUUUUUAUUUUAUUUUUAUAAAUAAAUAAUCAAUCGCACUGAUCAACAAUGAGCUGCUGUCGUAAACCAUACGACUAAGUAGUGUUCAGUGCUCCUGAAAUAACUC
Molecule: messenger RNA, 809 nt
Organism: Nasonia vitripennis (jewel wasp)
Lineage: Eukaryota; Metazoa; Arthropoda; Insecta; Hymenoptera; Pteromalidae
Product: histone H3
Exons: 1
Coding region: 217-627 (136 amino acids)
Cellular component (GO): nucleosome
Molecular function (GO): structural constituent of chromatin; DNA binding; protein heterodimerization activity
Source: RefSeq, a predicted model, not a curated record